AUGGCACAGAUUUGGAAUAUUGUUACCAAAUUUGUAGAUAAUAUUAUUUGUUUGGUGAGGGUGCUUAUGUCGUCUAGGACGAUUCCUGCGUAUAGAGCUGUUUUAGCACAUUUGAAAGCCCUGUGUCCAAACCUAGCUCCCAUGAUUGUCCACUGUGAUUUUGAAGUGGCAGAAAUUUCAGCAUGGCGAUUGGAAUUCCCACAGGCCUUUGGUUCAACAGCAAAGGAUGAGGGAUUGGCACCUCUGGCCAAGGAGAAUGAAUUUGUCCUGUCCACAAUUGCAGCUUUGUGUGCAGUUCCAAUGCUGCCUAAAAACCUUAUGUGGGCCGGUGUGCUAGAGAUUUGGAAUGAGGUUGAAACCAAUGGGUAUUGGCACGUUCAAAUGUGGCCAAUAUUUGAACAUUUCGAACGGUAUUGGCUUCCGAGAAGAGAUGAGCUGUGCGUUUUCAAUGCCCCAUCACGCACGAACAAUUGCAGCGAGUCAGACAAUAGAGCCAUUGCUACCAUGCUCCCUCAAAAUAGACCCAAUUGCUGGCAUCUUAUAGGUGGAUUCAAACAACUGGAACACAUCGCAAUGUGUGAUAGAACUGCUCUUCAGAGGCUGCAGCCAGUCACAGGUGGUAGAAAAUGGAAAACAGCGUUCAAUGACAGCACUGUAGAACGAGCUGUACGCAUGUUGCGUGAAAGACAGAUAACUCUUGCUCAGUACCUUCAUAGAGUAUCUCAUGUUGUUAUGGCAGGUGCUAAGCAAGGCCUGGGCAUCCGUGUUAAGGACCAGGAAGAGAAUAAGUUAUUUGUAUUAUAUUUUUCUAUGCUGCUAAUAAUACAUUUGUUAAGCUCUGUCAUAGCUUGUGCAGUAUUGGAAAAUACAAGUUAAAGAAAUGUGUGCAAGGGGGACAAUACUAGGAUUAGGCUGUGGCCUUGACUAUGAUGUCAAAGAAAUUAAGCCAAUUUAUUUUGGAUAUAUUAUUUUUCUUUGCACAUUUCAUUCAAUGUAAGACGCAGCAACUCCUCUAAAAACUUUGUCAAAUCUGGUGUUUGCACCUUGCUUUCCUGAUGGCUGAGGAGUGGGAGGUGCUUCCAUCCACUCUGGGCUUUCCACUCACUCAGUAAAGGAAAGUUAAGGUGCCAACAUUAGUUUUGGCACUGUCUUCAGUGGAACUGGAGUGGUUUGCAUUGAAUACAUUGUGGCAUUUUCUUUGAGAAACAUAUCAAUGCCACAUUCAAUUUUCUACAAUGGAUCCAUUUUUAAUGUUAUUGUUUUAUUCGUGUAAUUGAUCUGGUUAUUAACGUACUGCAUCUGUAGUUGAUUU
Messenger RNA from Frankliniella occidentalis (western flower thrips), 1312 nucleotides. RefSeq lists its product as uncharacterized. The record is from RefSeq and is a predicted model, not a curated record. The transcript is spliced from 5 exons. Bases 1 to 876 code for a protein of 291 amino acids. Lineage: Eukaryota; Metazoa; Arthropoda; Insecta; Thysanoptera; Thripidae.